Messenger RNA from Pararge aegeria (speckled wood butterfly), 3692 nucleotides. RefSeq lists its product as uncharacterized. Lineage: Eukaryota; Metazoa; Arthropoda; Insecta; Lepidoptera; Nymphalidae. The coding region runs from base 118 to 2889 and encodes 923 amino acids. The transcript is spliced from 15 exons. Gene Ontology annotation, cellular component: plasma membrane. Gene Ontology annotation, biological process: engulfment of apoptotic cell; apoptotic process involved in development; phosphatidylserine exposure on apoptotic cell surface. The record is from RefSeq and is a predicted model, not a curated record.
CCAAGCCCCGCCGUAAGUUAAUAAGUCUGCGAACUUAAUCUGUACAAUAUUUAAGGAAUUUGAGUGAUUCAGAUAUGAAAGUUUAACAUAGAACGCGGUAGAAGAAAUGAUAAUAAGAUGGCAGAGUUCUUGCCACUGUGCGAUGUGCUGUUUAACGUGAUAUCCCUCGCCGGGUACUUCUGCGAUGUUGUAUUUGACCUCGUGAUGGGCUACGCGCUUCUAGAACGAGGCUAUAAAUGUACCUUCGCAGCCACUAUAUCUAUUGUCAUCACAUCGCUACUCAUAUCACAGGUAUUAUCACUACGCUGGUACUUGCAUGUAUGGUGGGCCAGUGAAGGUCGCAAGGACCGUCCGCCGUGGCUGCCCAUACUCCUCCAUUGUUUACAAAUGGGGGUGUUAUGGCGAUACGCACGUUUGCUGGUGCCUGUGGAGUUACGGAGAGUAAAACAUCAAGUUCGAGAUCUCUGUAUGCUUCGUCUAGUACACGCGUUCUGCGAAGCCGCGCCCAUGUUACUGCUUCAGUUGCACAUCUUGCUGAAAGACGCCGACUUGGAGACCGUUAGCGAUCUGGCAAUCACUCCGGAUCUCACCGUGGAUGAGCCUUCAGCAAACAAGGCUUUCGCGGAGCUGAACGUGAUAUCUGCGUCUCUCUCGCUGUUCUCCGUGUGCUGGGCCCUCGCCAGCUUCAGCAAGAACGUGCGGUUGCAGAAUGUACACCGCCUUGUGCUGACUUGGCUAGGAGUUAUAUUUCAAUUUUUGUGGCGGCUCGGGACUGUUUCCGCCCGGAUAUGCGCGCUCAGUGUGUACGCUCUAGUCUACGAAUAUUGGGUGUUUUUAGUUAUAGGUCUUCACUGGAUAUCGAUGUUUCUGUGGCUGAUUUCUCCAAAGAACGUGUUCCACGGCGAGCGAAUAAGUCGCCCGCGGAAAGCUUACCUCUCCGCGCUCAUAGCUUUUGUCUAUGUUUUCGCGUACAUCAACUUACAGGAACACAAUCAUAGACAAAAAAUGGUGGUGUUCUACUGUGUGAUGUGCGUGGAGAACUGUGUGCUGGUGACGGCGUGGUGGUGGUCGUGGCGAGGGGCCCUGAGGCCCUCCGCGCUGGCGGCCUCAGCGGCCUCCGCCACGCUCGCGGGCCUCGCGUUCAUGUUGCUGUACUACAGAUACUUCCACGUGCGCCGACUUGGUUACAUGCUGGGCGAGCACCAGCAGGGCACCAAUAGUACAAACGCUUCUUCGCAGAACAAAAAUGGUAAAGCCAGUCAGGCUGAUAAUGUGGCCAUACCCGGUGUUUUCAACUGUAGAUUUUCCAACCCAGUCAACAAUAGCGCAGCGAACGGUCGUAAGAAAAAGAAGCCCACCUCUUUCGUGCCGCCGCCCGCAGCACCGCCGGCCGCGUUCUGGAGGCGACCACUGCCCGCCGCGCACAAUCAUCACGGGGGCUCGUCAGAAAACGAAGGAUCGAGCGUAGGGUCCCGAGUAAACAUCCAGCAAAAAUUACAAGAGAAGAAGCAAAAACAACUCGCAGAACUCAGAGUCAUUGAGGAGGAAAUCAAACAAGGGAAGCUAGCGAAAACCACUCCAGUAGCCGCGGAAGAAAUAUACAGCAGCCUGCAAAGACAACCCAUUCCAAGGGCGAAAACGCACGCGGAACCGCCUGCUUGGCCUAGUAUAGAAAUGACACAUUCCUACCAAAACUACCCCGUACUACCCCACACGUGCAAUCUAUACCCUACUUACACAGAAAUAAAACCAGAAUACAACGUACCAAACUUCCCAACCAACGACACAAAUAAUGAUUUAAAAAUGCGCGUCCAAGACAUAUACGAUCAAGACUCUAGAACAUUCUACGAGAACCCAGCGAACCUACGCAGCGAAGUCCCCAGAACACCGUUGAGAUCACCAAAUUAUUUAGUCCCCGAAAAUAGGAAAUACGAAUCUAACGUGCAGUGUCGAAGUCCGAGAAAUGUACUCAACAGCAGCCCAAGAAAUUAUCUGCCCGAUGUCAGCACGAACAGUUACGAAGCGACGCAAAACAACGCAAGAUCGGUGCAAAAUAACUCUAGUAUCUACUCCGAAGACCAUAGACAAAGUAUAGGCGAGUUUUCUGGAUACUGUGAGGAUAGUAACCAAAAUGCGUACGGAAAAUAUGGUGACGCUAAAGAAGAGUACGUGUCUGCUCUACACAAUGUUUUAGCUAAUGUACAAAACAUAGAUAAUAUGAGGGGUAUUUAUAAUGAAGUUGGGUGCACUCAGUAUGGUCAGAACUGUGAUAGGUUCCCCUACCAAAUGGGGGGGAAGAAAAUGGAGCAAAUGAGAAAGAUGCAGAGGUGUCGAACUCCGGAAAUAUUGUUAGCGCCCCAUUAUUUGGAGGGGUGCAACAGACAAGUUUGUUGCAAUUGGGGUGCGCCGUAUACGAAUAGGAAAAAAGAAGAAAGCGCAGGAGUGUCUGGCGGGGUGAGCAGCGCUGGAGGGGCUGGGGGUGGGGGGGGAGCGGCGGGCAGCAGUGGGUCGGAAUCCGGGGAUGCCCCUGCCAGAGACACACCUCGUCCGCCCAGUGACAUCGAUAGUCAGAUAUCGCUGCCGCGUUCUUACACCCUGCCCCGUGAGUUUCGCUAUUGGAGGAGACGUCCGCGAUUGCGUGACGCGCACCUCCCCAGCAACAACAGCAGUGAUGGUGACGUCGAUAGCGGGGACAACGAUAGCGACCGCCGCUCCAACUGCUCAGCCUCCUCACAAAUACAGCCGCCGACUUACGGCGACACGUUCCAGUACAGCCGGCCGGACAUGGUGCCGCGGCAGGACGACCGCUACGACGUGUACGGCGCGUGCCCUGACCGGCGGCGGCGCGGCUUCCGAAAACAGGGGCCUAAGCCGGAGACUAAACUAUAACAUCUAUUUUAGGCCAUAUUAUAUUAACUUUGAGACUACCUUUAAUAUUUAUUUAGGAAUCAAAACUGCAAUACGCGCCUUUAAAUAUUAUAUUCUUAGAAAUCUAAAUAACAAAACACUAAAAAAGCUCUUUCGCACUUUAAAUACAAAAAAAGUCUAAAAGAAAUAAUGCUAUCCUUUACCUUUAGUAUAACAUUAGGUAUAACUAGUCUCGUUCGAGUCGUCGAAAGGUUACGCGCACACAUUUCUAGUGUUACGUUUUUAAGAUAUCUAGGAUGAUGUUUACUCUUUGGUCGGCACAAUUAUAGUACCUUGGUUCGACUUUAUAUGAUUUGGAUUCAGUUGGGAAAGUUGGUUCAUUACUGGGAAAAAACCCACUAGUUCAACAGUUGAACUCUACCAAAGUGAGCAGAUACGGCAAGAGUAGUUGGUUUGGCUCAAUUUUUUUUUAAUGGUAAUUCAAUUCUAGAUCCACUACCAAUUUUCCUUAGCUUUACUUGAUAAGGCUAUCAAGUAAAUCUACGAUUUGGAUAAACGAAAAUCAAUUUUAAAGGUACGAUAACUGAUAAAAGGUGCCUUCGCCAUUUCUUCGUAAAGUUUUAAAAGGUUUUUUUUAAUGAUGAAAUAACCUAAGAGUUGAAGAAUUUAUUUAACUAACCAUUAGUAAAGUUGCAUUUUAUAAAUGGUUAGGAAAAAAAUUAGGUUAUAAGAUUGUAAACUUUGUACUAUUGUAUAUUUGUAUAUUUAUGUACCUAAACAGUUGUAUAGCAGGGACUUAAGAGUACGUGAAAAUAAAAACAAUA